AUGGUACUUCAAAAUCUCCGCUUAAACUUUGGUCGCAUUCUCUGCAUUCCGCUAACCGUUACAGUUAUUCUCUCCUCCGCUGUUCCCUUCCCUCCCGCCGCCGCCACCACCGCAGCAUUCUCUCACCACCGCCGUUACGCCGCCUCCGCAUCGCCGAUGAAUCCGUCGCUGCAGUCUCAGUCUCAGUCUCCGCUUCCUCCGGUGGCGAAGAAGGUCGAGCACGAAAUGGAGAUGUUCGGCGAUGUGAGAAUCGACAAUUACUAUUGGCUCCGAGACGAUUCCCGCACCGAUCCCGAGGUGCUCUCUUACCUCAGCCAGGAGAAUGCCUACACCGAUUCCAUCAUUAUAUGGAAAUGGUUCAUUGAUAAACGGAACAAUUAUAAAGGGGUAAAUAAUUUAGGACUGCAUGUUGCGGACUUGGGAAUCCUGUUGCUGUAUCUAUCCCGCUCAUCACGAACUAAGGAAUUUGAAGAUAAGCUUUUUGCCGAGAUAAGAGGAAGGAUUAAAGAAGAUGAUAUCUCUGCACCCUUACGCAAAGGGCCUUAUUACUAUUAUGAGAGAACUUUGGAAGGGAAGGAGUAUGUUCAACAUUGUAGGCGCCUUAUAUCUGAUAGUCAAAAGAUUCCAUCUGUCCAUGACAUCAUGCCCACAGGGCCUGAAGCUCCUCAGGAGCAUGUUAUUUUGGAUGAGAAUGUCAAGGCACAACAUCACCAAUAUUACCGUGUUGGUACUUUUAAGGUUAGCCCAAAUAACAAGUUGGUAGCAUAUGCAGAAGACACCAAAGGAGAUGAAAUAUAUACUGUUUAUGUCAUUGAUGCUGAGACUCAAGCUACUAUUGGAGAGCCUCUUGUUGGUGUAACAGGAUACCUUGAAUGGGCUGGUGACAAUGCUUUAGUUUACAUUACAAUGGAUGAGAUUCUCAGGCCUGACAAGGCAUGGUUUCAUGUGUUGGGAACAGAACAAUCAAAGGAUACUCUUCUUUACGUGGAAAAGGAUGAUAUGUUUUCUCUCGGUCUUCAAGCUUCCGAAAGCAAGAAAUAUUUGUUUGUUGAGUCAGGGAGUAAAAAUACAACGUUCAAUUUUUAUAUGGAUGUUUCUAAGCCUGAACAGGGUCUUAAAGUUUUGACACCACGUGUUGAGGGUAUUGACACAACUGUCAGCCAUCGGGGAGAUCAUUUCUUUAUUACAAGGAGAAGUGAUCAGUUUUUCAAUUCAGAGGUUGUAUCUUGUGCUGUCAAUGACACUUCCUCAACUACAGUUCUUAUUCCCCAUAGGGAAAGUGUUAAAAUUCAGGAGAUACAACUUUUUAGUGAUCAUCUAGUAGCAUAUGAGAGAGAAAAUGGACUGCAAAAAAUAAUAGUUUAUCAGCUUCCGCCAGUUGGUGAACCACUGAGGAGUCUUGAAAGUGGCCAAGCAGUUAGUUUUGUUGAUCCUGUAUAUUCAGUGGAUUCUUCUGAUUCAGAGUUUUCAUCAAGUAUUUUACGGUUUUCGUAUAGCUCAUUGAGGACUCCUUCCUCUGUAUAUGAUUAUGAUAUGAAGACAGGCAUUUCUGUUUUGAAGAAGAUUAACUCAGUUCUGGGAGGUUUUGAUUCAACACGUUAUGUCACUGAAAGGCAGUGGGCACCUGCUUCGGAUGGAACUUUGAUUCCCAUGUCAAUUGUUUACCGUAAAGAUGUUGUGAAACUUGAUGGAUCAGAUCCAUUACUACUUUAUGGAUAUGGAUCGUAUGAGGUAUGCAUAGAUCCCAGUUUCAAAUCAUCAAGGCUUUCAUUGUUAGAUCGGGGUUUUGUAUAUGCCAUAGCUCAUAUACGUGGAGGUGGGGAAAUGGGGAGGCAGUGGUAUGAGAAUGGGAAGCUGUUGAAGAAAAAAAACACUUUUACUGAUUUUAUUGCAUGUGCUGAAUAUUUGAUUGAAAAAAAGUUAUGCUCUAAGGACAGACUCUGUAUUGAAGGAAGAAGUGCUGGUGGUUUGCUAAUCGGUGCAGUUCUUAAUAUGAGACCAGAUUUAUUCAAGGCUGCUGUUGCUGGAGUACCUUUUGUGGAUGUCGUGACAACAAUGCUUGAUCCAACCAUUCCUCUCACUACAGCAGAAUGGGAGGAAUGGGGUGAUCCUAGAAAGGAGGAAUUCUACUUUUACAUGAAAUCAUAUUCCCCCGUUGAUAACGUGAAGGCACAGAACUAUCCACACAUUCUUGUUACAGCUGGAUUAAAUGACCCACGGGUUUUGUAUUCUGAACCUGCGAAAUUUGUGGCAAAACUGAGGGAUAUGAAGACUGAUGAUAGCAUACUGUUGUUUAAAUGCGAGCUUGGUGCUGGACAUUUCUCCAAGUCGGGAAGAUUUGAGAAGCUUCAGGAAGAUGCCUUCACUUAUGCAUUCAUCAUGAAGACUCUGAACAUCAUUUAG
Messenger RNA from Sphenostylis stenocarpa, 2403 nucleotides. The record is from the annotation of a GenBank genome assembly. Lineage: Eukaryota; Viridiplantae; Streptophyta; Magnoliopsida; Fabales; Fabaceae.